Messenger RNA from Pocillopora meandrina, 4307 nucleotides. The record is from the annotation of a GenBank genome assembly. NCBI's taxonomy places the organism in Eukaryota, Metazoa, Cnidaria, Anthozoa, Scleractinia, Pocilloporidae.
AUGUCGGCUGGGCGGUGCUGGAUUUUCCUGUUAUCCUUAGCUUCCACUGUCACCGGCUUUACCGAAGUAAGAGCAGGUAGGACCUUUGUAGUGCUAUAGAUCGAAACAAAUAAAAAGGAAGUUUUAAGACUACUAGGAAACUUUCUGUUUAGGACGAUAACAUCGUGUUUUGAGGCUGAAAAUUGUACCUUAUCUAUGAUGCUUCUAGAUAUUUUGUGUAGAGAAAAAGUGACUUAUAUAGAUAACUAAAUAUAAAUAUUUACACCAAGUUUAUGGCCGAAAAUGUAUGGUUCAUUCCUUCGAAUUUGUAGCUUGUUGUUUUUUCAGUCUAUUCCGGAAAACAAAGCUGAAAUUCUAACAAAUAAAAAAUACUUCCUUCAAAAAACCGAAUGAAAAGAGGAAAAUUCCAUGAGAUUCAACCCUGUUCGAAAGAUAAUUGGCUUUUUCAUUUGUAAACGUUAGAUAAAUUCUAAUCAUGAUAUUUACAUAAUCCUUACGGUUCUAUUUUAAUAUUACUUAUCUACCUUCUAAUCACCCAAAAAAAUAUUUCACGAAAGAUUUAAAUGAAAAGAAGAACUUUAAUAUUUGUAUGUUUGUAUCGCUUGUCUCUUUGGUGUGCACGCAUUCGUAACAGACUUCGAAUGUCAGCUGAUUAUUUUUUUCGAAACGGAUCGGAGAAAACGAAAGAUAUGAAGCCAGUUGCUUUAGUUUAAAUGUUUCAAAGAGAUAAACAAAGUUAAUCCUUUUGAGGUCUUCUUUAAAAAUUUGAAUGUAAAUUUGUGAGAGAACUUCUACCAAACGAAAUGACAACAGCACUUAAUUGCUUUCAAUUUUUAAUGUUUACAGGAGUUUUCCUUUAAACUAAGAUUAUUCUGAUUUUUUGUAUCUAUGAAUGAAUAUAUUUUUUGAAUAGGUUUUCUAAAAUUCUCAAUGAAGCCAUAUUUCCCACCUUGCAAUGAAAGAAAAAGUUAUUGACAGGAAAACAAGUAUUUAACAGCGAAUUAUCUGUGUAAACCGCAAAAGAGAUUUAACACCUUGUUCGAAAAGCUCGAACGCGCCAGAUCUCUAAGUGGACGCCACAUUCAAAGACGUAUUUUGGAAGUGUCAUAUAUUUUUACUGAAAAAAAAGACGCUGUGCACGCAAGGCAAAUAUUUCUUGUCAAGCUCUCCCUCGAAAAGCAUAGAUUGAAAAAUAAAUUUUUUUUAUGAAAAUUUCCUUCGUGUGAAAAAAGGACCAACAAGAAAUUGUACACAGACAUUUCCAAUUAAAAAAAGCUUACAGCUGGCUAGUUUAGAUUGUGUAAACGAUUCUGGAAAUUAUCAAGGAAACUGAACAGGGUGUAACGGAAAUUCUGUUUCGUUAAGAUUUUCUCUUGUGACAGUCUCCCUACAAGUCUUACGUCAUGGGAAACUCAGUAGAGUUGUAUGGCUGAACCAUCUAAAAUAUUUUGUAUCAACUGAAGUACAGAAUUAGCGAAGUACUUUUGUCUCCAUGACAAGUAAGGUUUCGUGUGUUGUGAAAAGGACUAAAAAAAACCAAUUGUUUAAAAGACAAAAAUUUUGUUAACUUUCUCAUGAAAGGAAAUUGCCUUUCGUCGAUUUUUUUUUUAUAUCUAUUAAAAGUCAUUGCUUUAUAUAGGGAAUUGCAUGUAACACUCAAAUAAUCAUACAAAAUGACAAGUGGAAAACUGUAAAUGAAUGAGUAAAUGAAGCAAUAAACAGAGCAGUUUGUAGGAAUGCUUAUUAAUGAUAAUGAUAUUAAGCUCUGACGAAGGGCUAACGCUCGAAACGUCCGAUCGGAAACUCUUAACGGUGGCCAAUUUACGUUAACAACUCAGUUGAUAAUACUAAAUUACCCUUUUAUUCUCUCCCAUUGACGCAGCACCACAGUUUCUUUGGAAACCGAAACCCUUGAUAAUUAUAAUGGCUGAGUUUUAAGUACUAAAUAAGGAGCAGUCUUCGUUGCAUGAAAAAUCAGUAAACUCGUCCUUCUCCCUUACGAUGUUUAGUACCAAUUCAUCUUGUUAUCUUUAUGAUAUUGAAAUCUAACUUGCAGAAAUAGACCGAAGAAUUGUCCGCUCAACGUACGUCUGCGAAAAUGACGUCAUGCACUUGAACUGCUCACCUAAAGUUCUUCGGAUUGAGGGUGCUGACUUUGGUGAAUCAUCGGCUAGUAUAUGUACCAAAGGAGAAGUUUCAAGUCAGCGGUGUAACCUAUUAGAGGUGACUAACAUAUUGAAGACCGCAUGUGACAACAAGAAAAACUGUUCGAUCACAGCAUUGGAGAAGAUAUUUGGCGAUCCUUGCAAAGGGGUGAACGUCUCUAAACAAAGGAGUUCAUCUGCUUAUCUCAACGUCUUGUUUGCCUGUGGUAAGAAAAUUUCACUUUUGUCAUUGCCAUGGGUGGACCUAGAGCGGGAGAUUGGGAGCCUUAGCUCUUCGUUUUUUGAUAAGAAAAUUAUAUUUUCAACGUCAUUGUGCAGUCACACCAUUUAUUGUAGGUAUGGGGCCAACAUGACUCAAUCCCCUUCAUACAGUUUCGUUGUUCUCUGUCCUUGAUCAUAGGUAAUUGCUUAUUAACGUACAUCUUUGUGAUUUAGAUACCCCAUAUCUCUAAGAUGUCUCGUUUAAAGACCCCUAACCUUUUUCGUUAUCCUUCUACUCAUAUUUUUCAUUUAUAUUAGCUUCGAUACCUUAGUUAUAACCCUCUUAUUCUAAAAAUCCCCUCAGUAAAACCAGUGAGCAGUAGGAAGUCAACAACAAGUAAGACAACCUUCGCACAACCAACAACCUUCAUUUCAACUGCUGAGAACAAUUCUGUCAACGCCACUAACUCCACUGCUCCACCGAUGAACAGUACUGCGGCGGCGAACAACACUCAUACGCUGCCUUUGACAACAACAAAGCCAAAGACGAAGUCAGACAAAGAAAUACCUGUAUUUGAUCCAAGCGUGUCAGUGUAUCUGGGAGCGCUCUCAGGCUCUAUGCAUGUACCGAGUUUUUCUUCUUUGGGUUUACUUGCCUGGAUUUCCAUAUUUAGUUUUUUUAUACUUGGUAUAAUCAACUCUUAUUGCUGAUACAAGCCAGACGUAUUCAAACGUAUUUAAACCUUCUUGCCCGCCGAAAAAUCAUUAAUGCAGAUAAUUUCAGACAUUUUUUGUCUCUCUAACAACUGAUAUGACGUGACAAAGACAAUGAGGGCGCUCGCCACAUGUAAGAAUUGAUCAGCCAGGCUAAACAAUUACAUUUGAAUUAGCCUUAAUGUGAAUAGUUUUCCCUGAUUUUUACAUAAGGCCAAUAACUCCAUCUUGCGAAUAUUUCUGAAAAAUCAGAUCUUUACGAAUAGAUCUCAUCUAGCCAGCCUACGCCAACCAGUUGCAACCGGUGUUAAGCGCCUUUUGCAUCGUCCUAAGAGUUUGUGGAGUGUAGAGAGCCGUUUGCUGGCCUUUUUCGAGUGUCGUUUCCUCUAUAUAUAAUCUAGUCAACACUAUAAUUUACUCUAAACGCAGAUUGUCUCCCAGUUCGAUGUGAAUCAUAGGCAAGAGGAGAUGCCUCGGCUAUGGCUCAUAUCAUGCUAAAUAGUGGUUGUAAUCAAAGGUAAUUACGCUGAAGAUGUAAUUCAGAAAUGCUUGCUUUCGUGCAGAUGCAAAAUUUUUCUAGUUCUAGUUCUGCGAUCGUUUUCAAUUGCCAGCUAUUGCUAUGAGGUAAAGGGAAAACUUCAAGGAUUUCAGGUAAAAGUAGGUGAAUUUUUUUGGUAUAAUGAUCCAGGAUGGUAAUAAAGGUUUGUAGAACACUGGAAUCAGGACUCCUAUGUCAUGUUCCAAAGGGCAGGAUAUUGGACACUUCGAUUACUUAUACCAUCAUAUGUAUGUAGUACUACAUUUAACUUUUAAAGUUGGUAUAAUCAAGAUCCUUCCCUUUCCGAAGUGUUUUCAUUGUCAUAGGUCUCACGCCAUUUAAUGCUAAUGUGGAAUAAUAGUUUGACUGAUAGCUGGAAGUUGCAUUACUUUAGACUAAGCUUUAGGCGUGAGAGACUAAUUAUUCUCUUUUAAGGUGAAAGGGUGUAAACGAUUUAUCUGGAAACAGUUGAGCUCGGAGUAAGAGUGCCGAUGAACGGGAAUGUGAAAACAUUUCAGUGAUUAAUUGUAUUAAAACGAAGGAAUCACAAGAUCUUAGUUCUUUAGGUGAACUGUCAGAGAAAAAAAAUUCUUAAGACACGUCGUUGAAAGAAUUUCCAAAUGAGAAGGACAAGAAAGUGGCAAACGAUUCGAGAAAAUGCAACGCAAUCAUGGAUGAGAUACGGUUCC